CGCAAGGUCGCGUGUGACGGUCAAGACGUUGCAAGGAGUCGUGACUUCGUACUCGUGAACAAAGGCGUCAUCUCCAGAAGAGGCAGAAGGAGAUGUUUGAUCGUGGGAUGGCGGAUUUGGCCAAGGAAAUGGGGGACAGCGACCCUCUCGUUCCCGAGGGUGGCCCGGUUAAUGCUGAGCUCGGCGUUGCUUUGCCAGAGGUUGGUUUUGACGAGUGGGCGCAGGAGCAGGGACUUGAUCUCCCUGAGAUUCUGUCGCCUGACGUGGCUGGGGUCGGUCAGGAAACCGCCGGUGAAAGCUCUCGAUCUCGUUCUUCAGGUUGACGAGGUUCU
Messenger RNA from Neurospora tetraspora, 332 nucleotides. RefSeq lists its product as uncharacterized. The transcript has a single exon. Bases 93 to 323 code for a protein of 76 amino acids. NCBI's taxonomy places the organism in Eukaryota, Fungi, Ascomycota, Sordariomycetes, Sordariales, Sordariaceae. The record is from RefSeq and is a predicted model, not a curated record.